Messenger RNA from Eremomyces bilateralis CBS 781.70, 1167 nucleotides. RefSeq lists its product as uncharacterized. The transcript has a single exon. The record is from RefSeq and is a predicted model, not a curated record. Bases 124 to 846 code for a protein of 240 amino acids. Lineage: Eukaryota; Fungi; Ascomycota; Dothideomycetes; Eremomycetales; Eremomycetaceae.
UGCAGCGCUCGUACUACUUCACUAUCCUACAUCCUCCAUCCUCGUCCCACCAACCCGCCAGCCCGCCAGCCCUACCCGCACGACCACAUCCCAACCUCCGUUCGCCCCUCUAUACCCCUCACAAUGUCCCUUCCCUCCCCGCUCACCCUCCCCUCCCUCCCCCCCUCUACCGUCACCCAAAUCCUCGACGUCCUCCUCGAACCCACCCCCUCCCUCCACUCCCUCUUCCUCCACCUCCUCCACCCCCUACCCCCCACCUACCCCGCCCUCAUCGCAUCCCUCGAGCGCGAGCUCCUCCACCUCUGCGCCAUCGUCGACCAAAUCGAGGCCGAUCCUGUCAAGGCGGCCGGAUCGUAUGCGUCGACCGACGGGAAGUGGGUCGCGGACGGCCGCAUGGUACAAACCAUCGUCGAUGAGGUGAUGAACAGCCAUCCGCGCCUGGGCACCCCGAAGCCAGUGGAGGUCAAAUCCGGCUCCGAUCCGUCCGCGUUGUCAGCACUGUCCGCCGCGGAGCAGAAAGCGAUGAACUCCGCCUCGACCUCCACGUCAACGCCAACACCCACAACGACCACCCCAACCCCCGCGCCCUCCGCCGAUUCCGAAACCGCGCAGCUCGCACACCUGAACACCGCGUACGAGGCCGCGUAUCCGGGACUGCGGUUCGUGACGUUCGUGGCGGGGCGGCCGCGGGGGGUGAUAAUGGAGGAGAUACGAGGGGCGAUUGCAAAGGCGGGGGAGGCGGGGGCGGCGGCGGAGGAGCGGAGGAAGGCGGUUGGGGCGGUGUGUCGAAUUGCGGAGGCGAGAGUGGGGGUGUUGGGGGUUGGUAGGGAGGCGGGGAAGGGGUAGGUGAUGAUAGGGGGCGCUGUGAAAUGCUCGGGGAUGGAGGUUGCGGUUCGCAUGUCAAUGUAAGACGACCAUGUCCAUGGACCGAUGAUUGGAUAAGGUGUGGAAGGUACAUUAACCGAUUCAUUCAUUCAUUCAUGGUCCCAGAGCCCAUCCAUCAGACAGAACACAUACUAUUUUAAUCCAGAGCUCCCAAACACCUUCGCUAAACCUUUAAAAAACAAAUUCAAAAUCCAAAUCGCCUCCCUUUUUGUUUAUCCCUCCCUUUCCUCGAACCUUCAUAUAUCCCUCCCUUCACACCACCCCACCCCACCCCAUCCGCAU